Micromonas pusilla CCMP1545 is the source of this 321-nucleotide messenger RNA. RefSeq lists its product as uncharacterized. The transcript has a single exon. The annotation marks the transcript as partial. NCBI's taxonomy places the organism in Eukaryota, Viridiplantae, Chlorophyta, Mamiellophyceae, Mamiellales, Mamiellaceae. Gene Ontology annotation, cellular component: cytoplasm; actin cytoskeleton. The record is from RefSeq and is a predicted model, not a curated record. Gene Ontology annotation, molecular function: actin filament binding; phosphatidylinositol-4,5-bisphosphate binding. Gene Ontology annotation, biological process: actin filament severing; barbed-end actin filament capping; actin polymerization or depolymerization.
AUGGCCCUCAGCGGCGGCGUCGUCGCGAGCGAGAACGGCGUCGGGGACGUCACCGUGUGGCGCAUGGAAGAGCGCGAGCGCGCGCCCGUGGAGCCGUCCGCGUACGGUCAGUUCCGCGCCGGCGACUCGUACGUGAUCAAGCACACGUUCGACGGCGGCGCGUCGCACGUCGUGUACUUUUGGUUGGGAAAGGAUUCCGCCGCGGACGAGAGAGCCGCGGCGGCGGACUCGGCGGAAAAGCUCGUCGACGAGCUCGGCGGGCGCGCGACGCGAGUCAGGGUCGUCAUGGGGAGAGAGCCCGCGCGCUUUCUCGAGCUGUUC